Molecule: messenger RNA, 1104 nt
Organism: Diatraea saccharalis (sugarcane borer)
Lineage: Eukaryota; Metazoa; Arthropoda; Insecta; Lepidoptera; Crambidae
Source: the annotation of a GenBank genome assembly
AUGAAUGGCACAAAUCGUUACGACAAAACUAUAGGGAUAUGGAUGUCGGAUAAAAAGAGUCAAAAACUGAACUGGAAUGAAUUAGUUUGUGUUUGUGCUUCACAUGGCUAUAAUCUUACUAAGUUGGAUUUAGAGAGACCAUUGGAAGAUCAAGGACCUAUAGAUAUUUUUUUACAUAAAUUAACUGAUAUUCUAGCUGCGGCAGACCAAGGUGAUGCGAAGGCAUCUUUUACAAUCAGCAGAGUGGAACAGUAUUUGUCAAAUCAUUCAAAUGUUAUCGUAAUUGAUCCAUUAGAUAAUGUAAGAAUUCUACUGAACAGGUAUAGAUAUUACUCCAUACUUCAUAAUGAACCAUCAUUUAGAAACCAAAGUAUUAUGACGCCAAAUUUUGCUGAAUUCACAACCAGUGAUGUGGACUUAAAUUAUGAUAUAAUGAUACAGAGAGGUGUAAAGUUUCCAGUGAUAUGCAAGCCCAGUCUUGCACAUGGUUCUAAAUUAGCACACGAGAUGGUUGUAAUAUUUAAUAAGACUGGUCUCAGUGUUUGUAAACCUCCGUGUGUUGUGCAGAGUUUUGUUAAUCAUAAUGCUGUUCUACAUAAAGUAUUUUUAAUUGGAAACAGAUAUCAUAUAUGUGAGAGACCAAGCUUAAAAAACUUUAAUGCGUCAGAAAACUUAGCACCGAUUUUCUACAGUACUGGUGAGGUUUGUAAAGCUGAUAGCCAGUCUACUCUCUCCAUAUUGGAUCCUCACGAUAUAGCCGAUGUUAGAAUGACAUUGAAUGAAGACAAAAUAAGGAGCAUCAUCAGAGUUCUAAGGAAAGAGAUAGGUCUUGUUUUAGCAGGUUUCGAUGUUGUUAUUGAUAAUGUGACAGGUGAUCAUGCCGUCAUAGAUAUUAAUGUGUUUCCAAGUUAUGAUAAUUUUCCUGAUUUCUUUGAACAUUUCUUAGAAUGUAUUGAUGAAAUUGUGAAUAGGAGCACUCAGAAUGUUUGCAAAAGUGAUGUGAGUAAUAUAUGUCAAUACACAUCUGGUAAUAUGUCGAAUGGAUUUAUGAAUGUUAGUUUAUGCCCCAGUAAAUAUGGUGUUACUGGAAUGAAUAUUAAUUAG